Molecule: messenger RNA, 786 nt
Organism: Patella vulgata (common limpet)
Lineage: Eukaryota; Metazoa; Mollusca; Gastropoda; Patellidae
Product: receptor-type tyrosine-protein phosphatase S-like
Exons: 7
Coding region: 1-786 (261 amino acids)
Biological process (GO): protein dephosphorylation
Molecular function (GO): protein tyrosine phosphatase activity
Source: RefSeq, a predicted model, not a curated record
AUGGUUGUACACUGCAGUGCUGGUAUAGGAAGAACGGGAACAUUUUUAGCUUUAGAUUAUCUUAUUGAAGAAGGUAAAGCUGAAGAUUCAGUAGAUGUUAUUAAAUGUAUUUCACAGAUGAGAACAGAAAGAGUCAAUAUGGUUCAGACAUUGGAUCAGUAUAUAUUUUUACACGAGGCAAUCUUAGAAUGGUAUAUAGCUGGAAAUAUAACAACAUCUAUAGCUGAUUACAAGACAAUCUACAAAGAUCUGCUUAAAAUGCAAACAUCUGGAAAAUGUAUCCUAGAACAAAAAUUUGAAGAUAUAGGUCAGUAUCUCCCGGAAACUAAACUGAUGUGCGGUGAUUUUUCUAUAACCAAAUCUAGUGACACACAGAAUGGUGAUGAUUAUUCAAUAGUGACCUAUAAAAUCAACAAGGAAGAAGAUGCAAAUGUAAAUCAAACAGUUACAGUAUACGAAUGUAAAUUCUGGAACAAUCAACAACAGACACCAGAAUCCUUCAUUUCAUUGAUUAAUGUACUUGAACAUGUUAAGUCAAGUUACGAAAAUAGUAAUCCAUUGGUUGUUGUUUGUCGGGAUGGUGUUACUAAAGGAGGUAUAUUUUGUGUAUUGGCUGCUAUAUUAGAGAGAUUAACAAUAGAACAAGAUGUCAGUGUAUUACAGACAAUACUACAACUUAGAGCUUCCAGACCACAAAUUAUUACAUCUUAUGAACAACUCAAAUUUUGCUUUGAUGCGAUUGACCAUUAUCUGGAACAUUAUACUACUUAUGCAAAUGUACUGUAA